UGCAGGUAAAUGCUUAAACCAAAAAUAAACAAAAGGUGAGUGCCCCUAAGAAAAGGCAUUGAAGCUUAGAGAAGGCUAUGCAGAAGGAAACUAAAACUGAACUGGCUACAAAGUAAACAAAAACAGAAUGCUGGACGACAGCAAAGACUUACUGUGGGGCAUCCAAACAUGACAUGACAAUCAACAAAGUCCCCGCAAAGAAGGAUAAAAACAACUGAAAUAUUCUCGAUUCCUAAAACAAAGUAGAUGCGGGAAAUAUCGCUCAAAGGAAGACAUGAAACUGCUACAGGAAAAUACCAAAAAAAAAAGAGAAAAAGCCACCAAAUUAGGAGCGCAAGACAAGAACUAAAACACUACACACAGGAAAACAGCAAAAAACUCAAAAUAAGUCACGGCGUAAAGCGACAGGUGGUGACAGUACACCUACUUUGAGACAAGAGCUAUAGUGAUGCAUGCUUGGUUAUGCUUUAAAGUCAUAUCCAACUACUUUUUACUGUCAACCGAGUUUCGUUUUUUAAUGAUUUCUGCUGCUGAUAUUUUAAAUGCAAAACAUGUGCCUUGGCUCAAAAAAGGUUGAAAAACACUGUCUGUUAGUGAUGCCUUAACGAUGGUGAUGUGAUGGACCAGGCAGAAGCAGCCGAGCGCCGAUAAAAUCCACCACAUUCUUAUGUUUGUUAUUCAUACUUUAUAAGCAGUACAAAACCGCUUUCAAAGCAUGCAAAUGACUAAAGAGAAGUAAAAAAAGAAAAGAAAACAAGAAUGUAUGCUUUUGUUCGAUGCUUUCAUCGACGAUAUUUGCCACGCGUUGUCGAUGUCUAAUAUAGAAGAUUUGUGCCGUGGGAGAUGAUCUAAUUUCAACUAUUUGGGUUAAAAAUGUUUUUUGCAAACCAGUAAUUAUAGUCUGCAAAUGAUGUGUUGUUGUUGAGGGUUUGUGCUGUCUAAAGCUCGGCAGAGUAACCGUGUAAUACUCUUCCAUAUCAGUAGGUGGCAGCCGGUAGCUAAUUGCUUUGUAGAUGUCGGAAAAAGCGGUAGGCAGGGUGCAGGUAAAAAGGUGUCUAAUGUUUAAACCAAAAAUAAACAAAAGGUGAGUGCCCCUAAGAAAAGGCAUUAAAGCUUAGGGAAAGCUAUGCAGAACGAAACUAAAACUGAACUGGCUGCAAAGUAAACAAAAACAGAAUGCUGGACGACAGCAAAGACUUACUGUGGAGCGUCCAAACAUGACAUGACAAUCAACAAUGUGCCCACAAAGAAGGAUAAAAACAACUGAAAUAUUGUUGAUUGCUAAAACAAAGUAGAUGCGGGAAAUAUCACUCAAAGGAAGACAUGAAACUGCUACAAGAAAAUACCAAAAAAAAAGAGAAAAAGCCACCAAAAUAAGAGCACAAGACAAGAAGUAAAACACUACACACAGGAAAACAGCAAAAAAAACUCAAAAUAAGUCACGGCGUGAUGUGACAGGUGGUGACAGUACACCUACUUUGAGACAAGAGCUAUAUAGUGAUGUAUAUAGUUGGUUAUGCUUUAAAGUCAUACCCAACGACUUUUACUGUCAACCGAGUUUCGUGUUUUUAAUGAUUUCUGCUGCUGAUUUUUUCAAUGCAAAACAUGUGCCUUGGCUCAAAAAAGGUUGCAAAAACACUGUCUUAGAGCAACGUGAUGUCUGUUAGUGAUGCCUUAAUGAUGGUGAUGUGAUGGACCAGGCAGAAGCAGCCGAGCGCCGAUAAAAUCCACCACAUUCUUACGUUUGUUUUUCAUACUUUAUAAGCAGAAAAAAACCGCUUUCAAAUCGUGCAAAUGUAAAAAAAAAAAAAAGUAUGCUUUUUGUUCGAUGCUUCCAACGACGAUAUUUGCCACGGCGUUGUCGGUGUCCAACAUAGAAGACUUCCAGGCCGGAGCACCGAUCGGACUUUUGAGGAUGAGAAAGUCUCCGUGGUGCACACAAGUCAACACAAUGGCAGCCCAGGCCAGCCGUGCCGAGCUCGCGUCCUUGCCCUUGCAGAUACUGUAGAGGAGUUGGAAGACCUUAUAAUGCAAAAGAAGAUGAAAAUUCCCAAGAUGUCCAUCAGGAGUUCAGGAAAUUCAGUUGACAACAGUUUCGUAGAGGAAAGGAUGCCGCUCAGGCAUAAAAAGGCCCCAUCUCAGGACCGAGGACGCCCUGUGUCCAACUCCUCCAAAAGUUUGGCAGCCGUAGUAGCUCGCCUGGAGAGAAACGCGGCGAGCUCGUGCAUGGAGGGCGAAGAGGAUCUAGAUGAGGACCGACUGGCGGAGGAGGGAGAUGAUGCGGACGACGAAGAUGAAGAUAUGGAGGCAGAGCAUCACCAGCCGCCACAUCAGCAGCCGCAACAGCAGCACCUGGAGGUGAACUCGGACGUGGCCGCGGCGGUCGUUCCCCGCGUCCUGUACGAGGAGCUGGUCCUGAGCUACAGGCAGCAGGAGGAGGAGAUGUGCAGGCUGCAGCAGGACUUGGAGAGGACGCGUCGGCAGCUGCUGCAGCAGACCAAGAAGCUCAAAGAGUAUAGCAGCUUGCUGACGGAAGUCAAAGAGCUGAGGGACUUCAAUCGACGGCUGCAGGACGUUCUUCUCAUGAGGCUGGGCAGCGAGCCGAUGCACGACAAUGGGACUCAGACAAUCAAGGCUGAAGUGGUUGAACCCAUUGUUGAGGCCCAGGAAACCUUCCGAGAAGAAGCCAACACCAGUUCCAGCUACUCACCCUCUCCUAGAACAGUCUACACCUGCAACGAUGGCAAGGUACACCUCGGGGGCGGGAUCUGGGUGGAGGAGGAGAAGUGGCACCAGCUCCAGCGCACCCAGGGCGACUCCAAGUUCACAAAGAACCUGGCGGUCAUGAUCUGGGGCACGGAAACCCUGAAAAACCGCAGCGUCACCGGCGUGGCCACCAAAAAGAAGAAAGACGCCCUUCCCAAACCUCCGCUCUCACCGAGCAAGCUAAAAAUAGUCCGAGAGUGUCUCUAUGACCGAGUGUCCCAAGAGACCGCGGACAGUGCAGAGAUCACACAGAGAUUGUCCAAAGUGAACAAAUACAUUUGUGAGAAGAUCAUGGACAUCAACAAGUCCAUCAAGAACGAGGAGCGACGGGAGUCCAAGCUGCUUAUCAGACAGACAGUCAAGAUGGAGAACUUUACCUACGACGGCAUGUAAAGAUGUCACACCAGCGUCCUCCCCGUCACAUGGUCCGAGGUUACGGAUCAGGGUGCUCUGAGGCUGAUCAUCACAGUCUCUGCAUCUUUGACUCAUUUGAUCGGUUAUGACCCCCCCCUUUCAAGCCAACACCUUCCUCCAGUCUGCCUAUUCGGUUCCAGACAGCUUUACCCACCAACACAGUGUGAGUGUUUUGUUUCGGGUAAGCUUUACCACGGUAUCGGUACCAAGAUAUGUUGAAAAAGAUUGUGAAAUUCAUGUAUUGUUCUGUGUCAGAACAUUAUUCUGAGUCUUCUACGCUUUUAAAAAGUACAAGUUGAUUCCCCUGUAUCAAAGGAUUCCGACGCCGUAGACGUGUCAGAACCUUGUUUGCGGUUGGUACUGAGUUGAUCUUAAAGAAUUAAGUCUUAACUGCAGAGACACUGUUGCUGAAAGAGAUUGUAGUGGCCGUGACUUAGGAGUCAUUUUAUAGAAGCUUCUAAAGAGAGUUUAGUCGGAUUUGCACAAAAUUGUACUUAAACUGAUGUUUUUAAGGGUUACUUAGGGGGAAAUUACCUGAGUAGUACAUUCCCUAAAAAUAUCAGACAGUGGAACCUCCAAAGUGAAACAUCUGUGUCGGAGGUUGAUUUACAAGUUGUUCCGAUUCCAGAACGAAUUUUAGGAAAGAGCGUGACGUCAAUAAAUUACCGUAUUUUCCAGACUACGGAGCGCAAUUGUAUAUGAGUCGCACCAACUAAACUUUCAGCGGAAAACUAUUUUUUUUCCAUACAUUAGCCACACUGGACUAUAAGCCGCAGAUGUACCGUAUUUUUCGGAUUAUAAAUCGCAGUUUUUUUCAUAGUUUGGCCAGGGGUGCGAUUUAUACUCUGGAGCGAUUUAUGUGUGAAAGGAUUAACACAUUACCGUAAAAUAUCAAAUAAUAUUAUUUAUCUCAUUCACGUAAGAGACUAGACGUACCGAUAGAAGAGGAAGCGGCGCAUUGUCUACAUUUGGAGUUGGCAGAGUUGUUUAGAAGCGACACAGAGGAAUAUUUCAUGGGAUUUAGCGAUUAGGAGUGACAGAUUGUUUGGUAAACGUAUAGCAUGUUCUAUAUGUUAUAGUUAUUUGAAUGACUCUUACCAUAAUAUGUUACGUUAACAUACCAGGCACCUUCUCAGUUGGUUAUUUAUGCCUCAUAUAACGUACACUUAUUCAGCCUAUUGUUCACUAUUCUUUAUUUAUUUUAAAUUGCCUUUCAAAUGUCUAUUCUUGGUGUUUGCUUUUAUCAAAUACAUUUCCCCAAAAAAUGCGACUUAUACUCCAGUGCGACUUAUAUAUGUUUUUUUCCUUCUUUAUUAUGCAUUUUCGGCCGGUGCGACUUAUACUCCGGAGCCGGAGUCCGAAAAAUACGGUAUACGUUGUAAAAUUAGUUAUUUACACAGAAAAAUGUUGUAAUGGUUUAUUUACAUAACCUAAUUGUUUCUGAACGGUGCCUGUAACGCGGCAGUAAAACGGCAGAUCAAACAAAACAGAAAAGUCAUCAUCAUGGACAACACUGGCUGCGGAUGCUAGCUCUCCAAUCGGCUGAACAGACUCAAUAUUUACUGAAUUUACUGAGAAAUUUAUGAAAAUGAAACAGUACAAAAAGAAUGCCAUCGUAAGUUAAAAAUACAAACUUUUAUUUUUAUUAACUACCGUAUUUUUCGGACUAUAAGUCACAGUUUUUUUCAUAGUUUGGCCGGGGGUGCGACUUAUACUCAGGAGCGACUUAUGUGUGAAAUGAUUAACACAUUAGCGUAAAAUAUCAAAUAAUAUUAUUUAGCUCAUUCACGUAAGAGACUAGAUGUAUAAGAUUUCAUGGGAUUUAGCGAUUAGGAGUGACAGAUUGUUUGGUAAACGUAUAGCAUGUUCUAUAUGUUAUAGUUAUUUGAAUGACUCUUACCAUAAUAUGUUACGUUAACAUACCAGGCACGUUCUCAGUUGGUUAUUUAUGCCUCAUAUAACGUACACUUAUUCAGCCUGUUGU
This is a messenger RNA of Entelurus aequoreus (snake pipefish), 5164 nucleotides long. It is a transcript of the gene bend5, whose product is annotated as BEN domain containing 5. Gene Ontology annotation, biological process: negative regulation of DNA-templated transcription. Bases 2029 to 3159 code for a protein of 376 amino acids. Gene Ontology annotation, molecular function: DNA binding. The record is from RefSeq and is a predicted model, not a curated record. NCBI's taxonomy places the organism in Eukaryota, Metazoa, Chordata, Actinopteri, Syngnathiformes, Syngnathidae. The transcript is spliced from 6 exons.